This is a messenger RNA of Symbiodinium pilosum, 489 nucleotides long. The record is from the annotation of a GenBank genome assembly. NCBI's taxonomy places the organism in Eukaryota, Dinophyceae, Suessiales, Symbiodiniaceae.
AUGUCCAUGUUGUGGAGAGCCUCACUGUCUGGGCGAUUUGUUGCAGCAAGCGCUGCCCACCGACUAACCAACCUUCGCGCGUUCUCUACUCGCGAGGUGAUAGCAAUCACAGAGGUCAGGAAGGGCAUGAUCAUAAAGAUAGAGGACAAGUACUGUGAGGUCAAGGAGUGGCAGCCUCACAAGCAGGGUCGAGGCGCAGCGGCUUACAACGUGACCUACAACGAGCUGGACACGGGCAAGGAGCGCCUCCAUAAGUUCACAUCAGCAUCCAAAGUUCCCAAAGUAGAUCCAGACAGAGAAGAGUGUCAGGUCCUGUACACGAAAGGCUCUGGAGUAGAAGAGAAGAUUGUGGUGCUUGCAGAUGCGGAAUACAAUGAGCUAGAGCUUCCGCUUGCCCGAUUUGUGGGCCACUCCAGUGUUCCAGAUGGUUCAUCAGCACUUCUCUACAAGGAUGACGGAGAGAUCAUCAAAGUCAACGUGAAACCCUGA